This is a messenger RNA of Naegleria fowleri, 1407 nucleotides long. RefSeq lists its product as uncharacterized. Gene Ontology annotation, biological process: nuclear-transcribed mRNA poly(A) tail shortening; regulation of DNA-templated transcription. The transcript has a single exon. Lineage: Eukaryota; Heterolobosea; Eutetramitea; Acrasida; Naegleriidae. Bases 1 to 1407 code for a protein of 468 amino acids. Gene Ontology annotation, cellular component: CCR4-NOT core complex; P-body. The record is from RefSeq and is a predicted model, not a curated record.
AUGAAACAACAAUUUAUGGGCGUAGCUGUAAAUCCUUCAUCCAUAUCUUCCUCUUCAAGUAGCAGCCACACAGGGAGUAUUAUUGGAUCAUCAUCAUCGGGUGGAGUUGCAACUGGAAAUUAUCUUUCUGCCCUCACUCAAAAUUCUCCAAUGCUAGGUGGUAAAAAUCCAUUGGUAUUGAAUGGAAGCAGUAAUACAAACAUCAACUCGACGUCGUCGGGUGCUCUUGGUAAUGUUAACACAAUCAUCGGUAGCUCGCGAAAUUUAAAUCAACACCAAACAAUGGGUGGGUUUAUGAAUCAGACAAGUUCUGGCGUGGGAGGAUUAAUGGAUGGCAAUUUUAAUCAGAGAGGCAUGGGAGGUAUGACUCCAUCAUCGGCAACCUCGAUUCGAGGCGGUGGACUUCCAUCAUCAUCAUCGGGCCUCAUGAAUCAGCCUGGAAGUGUGAAUCGUAUUUCUCCUACUCAACAACUCAUAAACCGAUCAACAACACCAAGCAGUAGUUUGAAUCAAAACACGACACUAGCAUCGUCGGGAGUUUCAGGUGAUUCAUAUCGGCCUUCAGAAUCAAUUCUAUCAAUGAUUAAUAGUGGACAACAAUUUGCUGGGCAAUUUCCAUCUAGUGCCAUGAAACUUCCCCAAAUCUCCCAAAAUAACAUCUUUAAGAAUAUUGCCCUUUCAAAUUACACACCACAACAAAAGCAAUCCAUGAUAAUACAAGUGAGGAACUUGGCGCAACAAAAUGGAUUUGAUGCCAACACAAUCGAUCAACAUUUUCAAGAGUAUCUCAUGUACGAGCAAACGAGACAAUAUCAACUCCAUCUUUUGCAGCAGCAGCAACAAAUGCAACAACGUCAAGUUACUGCUGACGACAAGUACAGUCUUUUUGGGCUGACAAGCAUUUUCAAGGCAAAAGAUUCUGAUUUAGCUGUUCUUGCUCUUGGACUGGAUUUGACAUCGCUGGGUUUAAAUUUGAAUGCAACUGAGCAAAUCUAUCAUCAAUUUGCAUCACCCUUUUCUGACAUUCAACCUCCUGGAAUUAUUCCUGAUUACAGAGUUCCCGAUUGUUACAAGCUUCACAUGCCUCUACACGAAUUUCACAUUGAAAAGUUUACUGACGAGACGCUGUUGUACAUGUUUUAUGCCAUGCCACGUGAUGUUUUGCAACUUGUUGCAGCAAGAGAACUUACCAAAAGAGGCUGGAAAUACCACAAACCUACCCAAUUAUGGUUUAUCCGAGAUGUCAGUGUGAAUGAUUUUGUUCAGACUCCAGACGGUGAGAAGGGUACAUAUUUCUACUUUGACGUCCAAUCGUGGUCUAGGAAACGAAAAGCUGGCGUCAUAUUAAGUUAUGAUAUGCUGUACAACCCUGCUCCUUUCUUGCAACAACAACAGCAAAAACAAUAG